AUGGCGUGUGGUGGGCUAUGGCUCUCAGUGGGGCAAGGCAAACCCGGCGCCGGUGAGUGCGGGAUCAAGUCAGAGGCCUCUUAUCCCACCGUCUCCAGCGCGCCUUCUCCACCCUCACCUUCGCCGCCCUCGCCCUCCAAAGGACACUAUGGCACACCGCCGUGUCAGGAGCAUGAGUCGCCUUUCGAGGUGGUCGGCAAAGGCCAGGUGUGCACUCCAAGUUGUGAGAAUGGAUGCCCGAGCGAUGUGCCUGCGGGAACUGCCGCCCGACCGCGCUGCGCGGACGAUGCUACUGCGUCUUGA
Molecule: messenger RNA, 303 nt
Organism: Effrenium voratum
Lineage: Eukaryota; Dinophyceae; Suessiales; Symbiodiniaceae
Source: the annotation of a GenBank genome assembly